Molecule: messenger RNA, 617 nt
Organism: Rhagoletis zephyria (snowberry fruit fly)
Lineage: Eukaryota; Metazoa; Arthropoda; Insecta; Diptera; Tephritidae
Product: myb-like protein I
Source: RefSeq, a predicted model, not a curated record
AUCACCCAAGAAUAUUGUUGAGUCAAUAACAGGUCAAUUAUCCCCAGUCAAGGAUCCUGAGAAGCUUCUGCAGGAUAUGGAUGUCAAUCGUUUGCGUGCUGUUAUCUAUCGAGAUGUGGAGGAAACCAAACAAGCGCAGUUCCUUUCACUCGCCAUCGUUUAUUUCAUUUCCGUGCUGAUGGUGUCCAAGUAUCGCGACAUAUUGGAACCGCCAGCGGAGCCACAAAUCCAGCGCCAGUCGCCCGUGAUGCAACGUUCUGCAGCCGAACCCUCAGGUCGCCCGCUUUUCCCUCAGUGGUCACAUCAUGUGUACCCACAAUUCUUGCCCAACAAUUCUCAUCAAAAUCACAUGCCUUCGGCGUCAUCGGCGACAACAUCGAAUAUGCAGCAGCAACAAUCGCAAACAUCGCAUCAGCAUUACUAUCAGCAACAACAAAUGGCUUCACCGCCACAUCAACAACAGCUGUCACAGCAGCACAGUUACAGCCAUCACUAUGCCUCUCUGCAACAGCAACAGCAGCAACAACAACAGCAGCAACACCAACACCCAACAUACUACAGUGAACAGCAACAGCUCCACAAUCAUGCAAUGAGCGGCGGCAGCAGCAACAGCAGCA